AUGUUGAGUAAUUUAAGAUGGCAAGAAGUAUUGCCAGGAGCAUUGUACGACGAAUUAGAGAAACUAAAUUCAGGUCAAAAUUUAAAUCAAAGGAAUGUCUUUAAUAGGUUAGUAGCAAUUUUGCAAAAAUAUCUGGAGAUAUUUAAACAGUGGGAAGAUAUUGAUAACAAGAAAAACAAAAAAAAGAUGAGCGUUGAUAAAACGAUUCAAUACAAUGGAUUUUCAGGUACAUUAAAGCAUCUUCUUGCUGGUUGUGGCUUCAAUAAGAUAUUAGAAGCUCUAUUAAUACGAGAUAACAGUAAAAAUAUUAAUGCUAAAAAUAAUGAAGGAAAAACUCCUUUAGAUUUUGCUUAUGCUAGUGGCAAUUUGGCGGUAAUGGGAAAAAUAAUAGAGAUGGGAGGAAUAAUAUCAGAAGGAGUAGCAGCAAUAGAAGAAGUAGUAUCAGAAGAAGAAGUAAUGGAAGAAGGAGUAGCAGAAGAAGAAGUAAUGGAAGAAGGAGUAGGAGCAAUAGAAGAAGUAAUAUCAACAGAAGAAGAAGCAUCAGAAGAAGGAGUAGCAGCAGCAAUAGAAGAAGUAAUAUUAAUGGAAGAAGGAGUAGGAGCAAUAGAAGAAGUAAUAUCAACAGAAGAAGAAGCAUCAGAAGAAGGAGUAGCAGCAAUAGAAGAAGUAGUGUCAAUGGGAGAAGUAGCAUUAGAAGAAGCAGCCACAGCAAUAGAAGAAACUAUGGAGGAAAUGGAAGCAGAAGAAUAUACAAGUAGAAGUAUUGAUGUUCUUCGAGGUCAAGGUGGCAACACACUUUUACAUUUGGUUACUCUGAGUGGCGAUAUACAAGUAAUCAAAGAUCUAUUAGCAGCUGGUGCAGAUGUUAAGAGUAAAAAUGAAGAUGGACUAACCCCUUUACAGUUGGCUGCUACAGAAGAGAUAUUCGAUGUUCUAUUAGAAGCAGCAGCAAUAGAUUCGUAUUUCACGCAUACUAAUAUAACAAAUGUUGCUGAACAAACAGCGCGCGCGCAGUAA
Cinara cedri is the source of this 1017-nucleotide messenger RNA. Lineage: Eukaryota; Metazoa; Arthropoda; Insecta; Hemiptera; Aphididae. The record is from the annotation of a GenBank genome assembly.